AUGAGCUCGUGGCUUUCGUUCGAGAACUUUCUUCACAGCCGCACCGCAACGUGGUGCCGCUACGGACUUGUUGCCUUCGGCAUCUUUGGCGUCGGGAGCGACUACUACCUCACGCACUACUACCAGGCCUUCGACCCCUCCGAAGGACGGCAGUACGUCGUGGACUGGAGCCCCAUCGGCAAGCCGCGGUGCCAAAUGCUCCUCAUCCCAAGCAACCGCUAUACCAACUACAGUCCAUGGACGCCCAAGAAUGGCGACGUCGUGCUCGCUCGAGAGGUGGAAGACGAGCCAAAUUACCUGCAGCUGCUUAACGGCCGUUUCGUGGAGCGGCAGACGUGCGGGGUUACGCUUCUACGACCAAUAGAGGAGGUGGCUCAGAGUAAGAGGGAGGAGCAGCUGGAUCACGAGAGACUGUUGUCGUACAUGUUCAGCACCGGCGACACGGUGCGGUCUUCGACUGGCCACUAG
Molecule: messenger RNA, 468 nt
Organism: Leishmania mexicana MHOM/GT/2001/U1103
Lineage: Eukaryota; Euglenozoa; Kinetoplastea; Trypanosomatida; Trypanosomatidae
Exons: 1
Coding region: 1-468 (155 amino acids)
Source: RefSeq, a predicted model, not a curated record